Messenger RNA from Engraulis encrasicolus (European anchovy), 2843 nucleotides. It is a transcript of the gene mcm4, whose product is annotated as minichromosome maintenance complex component 4. The transcript is spliced from 17 exons. The coding region runs from base 96 to 2654 and encodes 852 amino acids. Gene Ontology annotation, molecular function: single-stranded DNA helicase activity; ATP binding; single-stranded DNA binding. Gene Ontology annotation, biological process: DNA strand elongation involved in DNA replication; double-strand break repair via break-induced replication; mitotic DNA replication initiation. Lineage: Eukaryota; Metazoa; Chordata; Actinopteri; Clupeiformes; Engraulidae. Gene Ontology annotation, cellular component: MCM complex; nucleus. The record is from RefSeq and is a predicted model, not a curated record.
CGAAAAUUGCGUAGCAUAACUAUUUCGCGCCAAAUGCUUUCAUUGUGGUUGAAGACGGACAGAUACAGAAUAUCACACGACAAUAUUUGGUAAAAAUGUCUUCGCCAACGUCAACCCCAAAUCGCAAGCGGGGAAGGGAUGGUAACCCUCAAACACCUGGGAGUGAGGACCCUCUCUCUCCUCCAUCUCAGCGGUCCAGGGGGGAUGCUUCUCUGAGUGAUUUGCCACCUCUGCCCACCUCACCAGCAACUGACCAGCAAGACACCCCUCUACUGAGCCCUAACCGCUCAGGACUGAUGAGUGACUGGGAUGCCAGCUCCCCACUCCUGUAUGGCACCCCCAGUUCCCGCGUGGAUGCAACACCCCGUAGUGGCAUUAGGGGAACUCCAGCCCGUGCUCGUACUGACCUGGGAUCUGUCAGGAAGCAGGCCCCACAAGUUGACCUCCAUUCAGAACCUCCCUCUGGUGAUAAUGCAGUUGCAAGCGACCAGGCUGCGGGUCAGAGACUGGUUAUUUGGGGCACGGAUGUCAACGUUGCCAGCUGCAAAGAGAAGUUUCAGAAAUUCCUACAACGAUUUAUUGAUCCCAAUGGCAGAAAUGAUGACAACGCGGGCCUGGACCCCACUCAGCCCCUUUACAAGCAGAUGCUGGAGGAGAUUAGCGUCGUUGGGGAUCCAGUCUUGAAUGUCAACUGUGGCCAUGUGGAGAUCUUUGAUGCCGACCUGUACAGACAACUGAUGUGCUACCCCCAGGAAGUCAUCCCCACAUUUGACAUGGCGGUCAAUGAGCUCUUCUCCCAGCUCUACCCAGACUCCUUCCUGUCAUACCAGAUUCAAGUGCGGCCUUUCAAUAUCAUCAAAACUCGGAACAUGCGCAGCCUCAAUCCUGAAGAUAUCGACCAGCUGAUUACCAUUAGUGGCAUGGUGAUCCGCACCUCUCAGCUGAUCCCAGAGAUGCAGGAGGCCUUCUUCUCUUGCAAAGUGUGCAACUUCAACAUGCGCGUGGAGGUGGACAGGGGUCGCAUCGCAGAGCCCUCCGUGUGCCGCAACUGCAACACCACCCACAGCAUGGCCCUGGUGCACAACCGCUCGGCCUUCUCCGACCGACAGAUGAUUAAGGUGCAGGAGUCCCCUGAAGACAUGCCCACUGGUCAGACGCCUCACACCACUGUGGUUUACGCUCACAAUGACCUGGUAGACAAAGUCCAACCUGGAGACAGAAUCAAUAUCACAGGAAUCUACAGAGCUGCACCGCUGCGUGUGAACCCCAGACAAAGCCAAGUGAAGUCUGUGUACAAGACCCACAUCGACGCCAUUCACUUCCGCAAGACGCACGAGCAGCAGCUGCACGGACAGACGGAUGAAGGAGAUCAGAGGCUGUUCACGGAGGAGCGCGUGCAGUUGCUUCGGGAGCUGGCCAGCAAGUCCGACAUCUAUGAGCGUCUCUCCUCCGCAUUGGCUCCCAGCAUCUAUGAACAUGAGGACAUCAAGAAGGGAAUUCUCCUGCAGCUUUUUGGUGGCACGCGAAAAGACUUCAGCCAGACCGGUCGUGGCAACUUCCGCGCCGAGAUCAACAUCUUGCUUUGCGGAGACCCUGGCACAAGCAAGUCCCAGUUCCUCCAGUAUGUCUACAACCUUGUGCCACGUGGGCAGUAUACCUCGGGCAAGGGCUCCAGUGCCGUGGGUCUGACCGCAUACGUCAUGAAGGAUCCAGAGACGCGUCAGCUGGUACUGCAGACGGGAGCGCUGGUGCUCAGUGACAAUGGCAUCUGCUGCAUUGACGAGUUUGACAAGAUGAGUGACAGCACUCGCUCAGUGCUGCACGAAGUCAUGGAGCAGCAGACACUCUCCAUUGCCAAGGCCGGAAUCAUCUGCCAACUUAAUGCGCGCACAUCCAUCUUGGCGGCAGCCAACCCGGUGGAGUCUCAGUGGAACGCAAAGAAGACAAUUAUUGAAAACAUUCAGCUCCCACAUACACUCUUGUCCAGAUUUGACCUCAUAUUCCUGAUGCUGGACCACCAGGAUGAGGCCUAUGACAGACGCCUAGCCCACCACUUGGUGUCACUGUACUACCAGAGCAGGGAGCAGAUUGAGGAGGAACAAAUGGACAUGUCUGUCCUGAGGGACUACCUUUCCUAUGCACAGUCUCACAUCACUCCCAGGAUGAGUGAAGAGGCGUCCCGGACACUUGUUGAGGCCUAUGUGGACAUGAGGAAGAUUGGGAGUGGGCGGGGCAUGGUGUCUGCUUACCCUCGUCAGCUGGAGUCGCUGAUCCGCCUGGCCGAGGCCCACGCCAAGGUGCGCUUCUCCGAGAAGGUGGAGAACAUCGACGUGGAGGAGGCCAAGAGGCUGCACAGGGAGGCCCUCAAGCAGUCGGCAACAGACCCAAGAACGGGAUUCGUGGACAUAUCCAUCCUCACCACAGGAAUGAGUGCCAGUGCUAGAAGGAUGAAGGAGGAAAUUGCACAGGCCCUCAAGACAAUGAUCCAGACCAAGGGAAGCUAUGGCCCUGCCAUCAAGAAUGACCAGCUGUUUAAUGACAUUCGUGCACAGUCUGAGGCUGUCAUCACCAAGAACUUGUUUGACGAGGCUCUUGAGGCUUUGAAGGAUGAGGGCUUCUUGACAGUGACAGGAAAAACUGUCCGUCUAUUGUAAUAUAUUUCACUUGUCGAACGCUUGCCUUGGAAGUGGGCAGCGUUGUAGCUUAAUCUUGCUUUCUUAAAGGUUAUCUGCUUUGUUAUACGGAGUUUGUUAUGAGUUGAAUGAUGGUUGAAUAAAUAAGUGUUCUGUCCUAUGGAAUGAGUGAUCCUAUGGUGUCAAAAUAAAAAAACAUAUUCAGAAAUA